This is a messenger RNA of Fonticula alba, 2075 nucleotides long. RefSeq names its product STE/STE20 protein kinase. The transcript is spliced from 6 exons. NCBI's taxonomy places the organism in Eukaryota, Rotosphaerida, Fonticulaceae. Gene Ontology annotation, biological process: protein phosphorylation. The coding region runs from base 327 to 2036 and encodes 569 amino acids. The record is from RefSeq and is a predicted model, not a curated record. Gene Ontology annotation, molecular function: protein kinase activity; protein serine/threonine kinase activator activity; ATP binding.
AUGGCGACCGUGUCUCAUCCCCCGCCGGCCGCCGAACCCGAGCCUCCACUCCUCUUUGCCCCUGCUCACUGGCCCUCCUCUCCCCUUGUAGCCGCCCAAUCUGCCACCCUCGCCCGACCUGCACAGAGCUCACACCAAGCGCCGAUACCGCUUCAGCUGAGAGAGGCAACGAUCGCGCGCACCCACGCAGCCCCCCCCCCCCUCCUCCCUGUCCCCGCACAAAGUCCCCUUUUUUCCCUCCUUCCCCCUCGCGUGGGCUCGCCGUCUGGAUCUCUGGGCGGGUGCGCGUGUGUGCAUACCCCGUACUUCCGGCCCACACCUCUGCCAUGUCCUCCGCCACGCCGGGUAACGCCCCCCCUCUCCAACGGAAACGCAGCCUUGCCGACAUAUUCCGACGCAAGCCCUUCCGCCGCCGGGGCUCUUCGCAGUCCGCAUACGGCUACCAUGAACAGGGCUCAACGGACCCGGCCCCCAGCCGGCCACCUCCCCCCAUUCCCAACCAUCUUCUCCGGCAAGACCCCAUGUCCUUGUCCGUCAGCUCCCUCAGUGACAUCCACACGGCCGGGCUCCCUGCGCACCUGCGGCCACCCUAUUGCUCCUCUUUGGCCGACUACGACAUUCACCUCACGCCCAUUGGACACGGCAGUUCCGGCCGCGUGGUUGUCUAUUUGGCGCUUCAGAAUUUGAUUUCCUCGCACAGCGUCCCCUCCUCCCAGUCAACCUCGGCGCAUGAACUCUCCCAGCCGUCGGCCUCGUCCUCCGGGCAUCAUCACUCCCCGAGCCCGCAUUCGCUGCACACGGCCAGCCGUUUCUUUGCGCUCAAGUGCAUCCGCGUGUCCUUCGAGCGCCUGGAGGCCACCAUGCGCGGCAUCUGCCUCUGGCGGCAGAUGAUCCUCUCCCAUCCGCACAUUCUUCCCAUCUUGGCAACCUUCACGGCGGAUCCCCUGCCCAAUGAGGAUGGCGAUGGGGAGGCGGAUUCCCUGGGUGCAGACGCCGUCUCGUCUGGUAACCUGUCGGCCGGUGACGCCCUCCCGCCGGUUGUCUGGGAUUUCGAGGAAGGCGACCCGGUGCCCGAUGCUGGCGAAGCCCUAGAGGACCGGGACAUCUGUGUCUGGCUGCUGAUGCCCCUCAUGUCGGGGGGCUCGGUCAGCGGGCUCAUUUCACAAGCAGCUGCCGCUGCCACGACAGCCACGUCCGCCCCCGAGGCGCGGGAUAGCGACAAUGACGAUGCCCCGGGGCCAGGGCACAUGCCUGGCUCAGGGCUCAAUGACUUCCAAUUUGUCGUAUGUCUGCUGCGCCCCGUCCUUCGUGCCAUGGUGUAUCUCCACUCGCACGGGCUUGUCCACAAUGACAUUCGAGCCGAGCACAUCCUUGUCGACCCAGAUGGCCAGGUCCGCUUGACGGGCCUCAGCAAUAUGAGUCUCUUUUCACAACGCCCCGAGUACUUCUGCUCGCUGGCCCGACAGGCCGCCGAAGGCCAAUGCUCGGCCCAGAUGUGGGAUCCAGCGGUGGCCGCAUCGGGGGCCAUCUCGCCGGAGGCCCACACAUUCAUCGGUGAGCCGGACUGGAUGGCGCCGGAGCUACUUGCCCAGGACUCGACAUACGGCCCGGCGGUAGACAUCUACGCCUUUGGCAUCACCUGCCUGGAGAUGAUCUAUGGCUGCACACCUUACAGCGACUGGCCCCAGAUGAAGAUUUUCAUCGACAAACUUGAUCGGCCCUUCCCGCCGCUGCCGCGAACCGUGAAGGAGGGCUUCCCGCCGGCCUUCUACCGUUUGAUUGUGGCCUGCCUCUCACGCAAUCCCAAGGACAGACCCACCGCUCUUCAGAUCCUGUCGCACGAGAUUUUCACCACUCCCCCACCGGUGGUGAGGCCCCUCGUGCCGCCGCCCUUCCUGCCGGGCUCAGUUACCCAUCCGGAUCAGGACCCGCUCGGCUAUGCCAAUGCCCUGUAUGUCUCCAGGUACCUUGAGGGCAAUAGCGAGCAUUCCUCCGAGGAGGGGGGUGCGUCGGAUUCCGACACCUUUUAUUCUUGACAGGGGGAAGUACCACCUCCUCCUCCUCCUCCUCUCUCU